Achroia grisella is the source of this 1584-nucleotide messenger RNA. RefSeq lists its product as uncharacterized. Bases 1 to 1584 code for a protein of 527 amino acids. The transcript has 2 exons. Lineage: Eukaryota; Metazoa; Arthropoda; Insecta; Lepidoptera; Pyralidae. The record is from RefSeq and is a predicted model, not a curated record.
AUGUUGUCUACCAUUUCGCAAAUCUAUGAUCCGUUAGGAUUAUUGUCCCCUGCCGUUAUUAUAUCAAAAAUAUUAUUGCAAAAAUUGUGGCUUAGUAAGUUGGAUUGGGAUACUCCGGUAUCACCUGAAAUAGUCGUAACAUGGAACAAUUUUCUAGCUACAUUUAAUCAUUUAAACGAUUUAAAAAUUCCUCGUCAUGUAAUAGGAGAUGAUCCGCAGCAUGUGGAACUGCACGUUUUUACGGAUGCGUCACAGAGUGCGUAUGGAGCGUGUGCCUAUAUCCGCACUUACAGUGACAAUUCGGAUGUCACUGUAAAAUUAUUGUGUGCAAAAAGCAAGGUUGCACCAUUGAAGUCGAUUACCAUACCAAGGUUAGAGCUCUGUGGCGCACUAGUAGGUGCAAAACUUUACAAAAAGGUGAUCGAAUCUUUACGGCUAACUUUCAACCGGGUCUUCUUCUGGACCGACUCUACUAUUGUCAUCAGUUGGGUCCAGAUGUCUCCGCAUUUACUGAAACCGUUCGUACAAAAUCGGGUCACAGAAAUAAACGAACUUACGAAUGACUCUAUCUGGUUCCAUGUUGCUAGUGGAGACAAUCCAGCUGACCUAUUAUCGAGAGGGCUAAAUCUCGACAUGUUGGCUAGUUGUGAUCUGUGGUGGACCGGUCCGCCUUAUCUACGAAAUCAUCGUUUCAACAUUCAGGAUCAUGUAAAAAGUUUCGGUAACGAUAAACCUUACAUAAACGUUUUACCAGAGUUAAGGUCUCAAGACGCAUCUAAUUUUAUUUGUGUUCGUUCAGAAGUUUUUAUUCAAUUUGAAAAUUAUUCAUCUUUCAACAAGUUAAGACGUACUUGGGCAUAUGUAUUACGUUUUCUGAACAACACACGUAACCGUAUCCACCGCAGUGAUAAGUCAAUUGAUCAACUUGAUUGUCUAUCCGUAGACGAAUUGAAUGCGUCGGAACUCAUUUUAGCUAAAUUCGCCCAGAUGCAAUCGUUUCCAGAAUUAUACGAACGAUUGUUAAGUAAUUUACCAAUUAAAUCCAACGGCAAGAAGAUGAAUUGUAUAUCCGGUUUGAAUGUAUUCUUAGAUGCUCAAAACAUAAUACGCGUUGGUGGUAGACUAGGUAACGCAACUACUUUCGAUUAUGACAAGAAACAUCCUAUACUUUUGUGUAACAAACACCAUUUUUCACCUCUCACGCCUGGCCAUUUCCUUAUUGGCCGACCAUUAACUGCUCCGCCAGUCGAGAGUUUACUGGACGUCUCUACCUCAAGACUAUCUCGCUACCAUUACAUUGAGCAGCUACGUCAACAAUUCUGGCAGCGCUGGUCCCGAGAAUAUGUGUCCGAACUUCAACAAAGGACUAAGUGGAAGACGCAACAGAAGGACAUUAAACUGGACGCUUUAGUCAUUUUAAAGGACGACAAUUUACCGCCUCUUAAAUGGAGAUUGGGACGAAUCAAACAAGUAUAUCCCGGUGCUGACGGUGUCUCCCGGGUGGCAGAUAUCUACACAGCAGCUGGGGUAACAAGAAGAGCAUUUUCUAAGAUAUGCCCUUUACCACUGCAGCCAGAAGAGUAA